Molecule: messenger RNA, 2132 nt
Organism: Brachypodium distachyon (stiff brome)
Lineage: Eukaryota; Viridiplantae; Streptophyta; Magnoliopsida; Poales; Poaceae
Product: probable trehalose-phosphate phosphatase 1
Exons: 12
Coding region: 755-1873 (372 amino acids)
Biological process (GO): trehalose biosynthetic process
Molecular function (GO): trehalose-phosphatase activity
Source: RefSeq, a predicted model, not a curated record
CAGUCGAUGGCAUUCUCCUCCUCUAUUUCUCCUCUUCCUCCACAGCCCAGCGUGUAUUGUUCGACUCUCACCUCUCGUUCAAUCCAAGUCUCUUUCAUUAAGGUUUACCUGCCGUUUCUUAAGUUCAGAAGUCCUCGAAAAGAAAGGGAAAAAAGAAGGAAAGAGGAAGAAGAAGAAGAAACAGCAGAAACACUCACCAAGACAUUAACACCUGGGUCCCCGAGCACACAUGGCCUCCGUGAUUAGUCCGGCGUAUCAUUGCAGACGCUAAAAUAAUUUUUUACUCAAAUGCCAAUACAUUUCGCCUAACUGUUAAAUAUACUGAUUUUAUUUUGGCAGAUAUUUUACGACUGAUAUUUUACUGCUAACCACAGUUAAACGUCGAAAACCCAGCUACGUGCAGAGUUUACUUGCAUCCUUUUUCCUUCUGCUUUCUGGAUGUUGUUUUCCUCCUUUACUCCUGAUUGAUAAGGACACGUAUUUAACAUGUGAAAUUUCCUGAAUACCGGAGCGCAACGGAACUGCCUUUGCAUGGCUCAUCUUCUGAUAGAUGUGUCCUCUCUCUCAACAUGACAAGUUCUCAGGUAUUUCGCUGUUGAUGAACUUCCUCCACACCUGCGGUGACAAGAAAACACUAAAGAAGUGGUUCUUCAUCGACAAGACAGUAGGCUAAACAAUUCCAGCUGAAAGGAGAGAUCGCUCACCUCACUCGCUACUCGACCACAGUUCUUCUCCUUUUGUUCGAUUCGACCCAAUGGAUUUGAGCAACGGCUCACCGGUCAUCACCGAUCCGAUGGCAAUGGGCCAGCCGUUGAUGGGGGUCCUGCCUUCGAACAUGAUGCCGUUUUCGGUCAUGCCCGGAAGUUACUCCAGCCCCGCCGGCGCCGGCUUAAACGUCAGCAGGCGCAAGAUCGAGGAAGUCCUCGUCAACGGGCUACUGGAAGCGAUGAAAUCCUCGUCGCCACGUAAGAAGCACAACUUAGUCUUUGGCCAGGAGAAUUUGCCCGAGGAAGAUCCUGCCUACACUGCUUGGACGGCAACGACAUGCCCUUCUGCUCUGGCUUCCUUCAAGCAGAUCGUAGCUGGUGCGCAAGGCAAGAAGAUUGCUGUGUUUUUGGACUACGACGGCACGCUGUCGCCCAUCGUGGAUGACCCCGACAAGGCAGUCAUGUCCCCUGUGAUGAGAGCUGCCGUGAGAAACGUUGCCAAGCACUUCCCCGCCGCAAUUGUCAGUGGAAGGUCCCGGAAGAAGGUGCUUGAAUUUGUAAAACUGAAGGAACUCUGCUAUGCUGGAAGUCAUGGGAUGGACAUAAUGACGUCUUCAGCUAAUUAUGAACAUAAUACUGAAAAGGCCAAAGAAGCCAAUCUCUUCCAACCCGCACGUGAGUUUCUGCCUAUGAUCGAUGAGGUCUCCAAGUCCCUAUUGGAAGUCACAAGCGGAAUCGAAGGCGCAAGCAUCGAAAACAACAAGUUCUGCGUGUCAGUUCAUUACCGCAACGUAGACGAGAAGGACUGGGAGCUGGUCGCGAGGCUCGUAAACGAAGUGCUGGAGGCGUUCCCCGGUCUCAAAGUCACCAACGGGCGAAUGGUUUUAGAGGUUCGUCCGGUGAUCGACUGGGACAAGGGGAAGGCCGUGGAGUUUCUGCUUCAGUCGCUCGGGCUAAGCGACUCCGAGAACGUGAUCCCUAUCUACAUCGGAGACGAUCGAACUGACGAGGAUGCCUUCAAGGUGCUUCGGGAGAGGAACUGCGGAUACGGGAUACUGGUCUCGCAGGUGCCCAAGGAAACCCAAGCCUUCUACUCGCUCAGAGACCCAUCUGAAGUGACGGAGUUCCUGAAUUCAUUGGUGAGAUGGAAGAAGCACUCGGUCUGAAAAAAGAAAGAACUGUAGUUUCUGAGGCGACAAUUUUUGCAGCGUUGGAAACCGUAGCUAGGUCGAAAGAUGUUGGUGUUCCCUGUUAAUUCAUUCUUAUCAUUGAUAUUCUUGUGCGGCUAGUCAUGUUCUUUGCCACCGAGAAAUAGCACCGGUGGCGGUGUUGGUCCUUGCCAUUGUAAUUCGCAAGCAAGAUGGCCCUUUUCCUUUUGCGUUUUCAUGCUGAUAAAUAAAUUGGAACCUCUUUUUUUUGGCCGAA